AUGGUUACGGAUAAUGGAACAAGUGCACUGAAACAUCACAGCAUUAACGACAGAAAGAAGAGAGUUUCGUCAGAAAAGACAGAUCCUAGACUUGAACACGACGUCGAAAAGAAUGGAAAUCCUACACGGAAACUGAUAAAAACUGAAAACAAACAGGAGGUGUUCUUGUCAGAAAACAUACAUUACAGACUUGAAAACGACGUUAUAGAAAACGGACAUCCUACAAUGGCGCACAUUACUACUGAAGAAAAGAAAGGAACAUACAAGGUGUACCCCUCCAGAUGGAUUAUGCUGUUCAUUGCUAGUAGCCUGAACCUAUCAACUUCAAUGAACUGGAUCACGUUUGCUGCGGCAGCCGAUACUUCUGUAGAAUUUUAUAAUAUUUCCACUCUUCAACUGAAUAUACUGUCUAUGUGCUUCGUACUUGUAACUAUACCUGUUGGUCUGACGGCUGCCUGGGUAACGGACACAUUCGGACUCCGAGCAACUUUUAUGAUUGCGGCGUGGUCAAAUGGUGUCGGGUCUCUCCUAAGGAAUGUCAGCGCAAUGGACAUAGUUCCACUCAGUUCUAAAUAUAGCGUGGUUCUGAUUGGUCAGAUUUUAAUUGCAUGCGGCGAGAAGUUUGUUAUGAUGAUUCCAACAAAACUUGCGGCGCUCUGGUUUCCAGAAAACAGAAGAGCCCUUGCAAAUAUGAUCGGAGGAAUUAUCAUGCUUGGUCUACUAUUGCUUGGUUUUCACAUGAUCUCUCUCCUUGCAGCUGAUGCUGUUGGUAAUAUGGUUGCCUUUAUCGUUGUCCCUGUGAUGGUAGAUGUCAAAUCAGAUAUUCCAUCAAUGUUGUGGGUAAUGUCAGUUACUGGAAUGGGUAACUUGACACCACCAGCGAAACAUUCAGUCCCAUUUUCAGAUGGGUAUUGUCACUACUUGCGUGACGUUUCAAACUAA
Messenger RNA from Mercenaria mercenaria, 942 nucleotides. Its product is annotated as solute carrier family 49 member A3-like. The record is from RefSeq and is a predicted model, not a curated record. Gene Ontology annotation, cellular component: membrane. Lineage: Eukaryota; Metazoa; Mollusca; Bivalvia; Venerida; Veneridae. Bases 1 to 942 code for a protein of 313 amino acids. The transcript is spliced from 5 exons.